This is a messenger RNA of Oncorhynchus masou masou (cherry salmon), 5576 nucleotides long. RefSeq names its product ubiquitin-like modifier-activating enzyme 1. Bases 248 to 3427 code for a protein of 1059 amino acids. The record is from RefSeq and is a predicted model, not a curated record. Gene Ontology annotation, biological process: protein ubiquitination; DNA damage response; ubiquitin-dependent protein catabolic process. NCBI's taxonomy places the organism in Eukaryota, Metazoa, Chordata, Actinopteri, Salmoniformes, Salmonidae. Gene Ontology annotation, molecular function: ubiquitin activating enzyme activity. The transcript has 24 exons. Gene Ontology annotation, cellular component: cytoplasm; nucleus.
GCUGCUUUGCUUUUCAUCUGAAGAGCUACUAAGCGGUGCUGGAAAAAGCCCUAAUGUCUAUGGGAAUAGCCGGCCAGGCAACCGUCCAGCAGUGUGAAAAACUCACUCAGAUCCCACAACUUUGACAGACAUUGAUCUUUUUUUUUAUCGUUGAGAUUAAUUGUUACGUUUGUUGUUGUUUUUUUACCUAGACAAGGUUUUGUUUGUUUUUGAUACUACGGAUCAGGCCUGAAUAAUAUCGGAUGUGAUGUCCAGCUCGCCGCUGUCCAAGAAGCGUCGCGUGUCAGACUCCGAGACGAAGACGGGAUCCCACUGCUCCUCCUCUAACUCUGUCAGAACUGAACUGUCUCACACACCCACCAACGGCAUGGCUAAGAAUGGCAAUGAUGCUGAGAUCGACGAAGGCCUGUACUCCAGACAGCUCUACGUGUUGGGCCAUGAUGCUAUGAAGCGCAUGCAGAGCUCCAACGUCCUGGUCUCAGGGCUGAGAGGGCUGGGCGUGGAGAUCGCUAAGAACGUCAUCCUGGGAGGAGUCAAGAGUGUUACCCUGCAUGACCAGGGACAGGCUGAAUGGAGAGACCUCUCCUCACAGUUCUACCUGCGUGAGGAGGACCUGGGGAAGAACAGGGCUGAGGUGUCUCGGAUUCGCCUGGCUGAACUCAACAGCUACGUACCUGUAGUAGCCUACACUGGAGUCCUCAUCGACGAUUACCUGACUCAGUUCCAGGUUGUGGUCCUGACCAACUCCCCUCUAGAGGAGCAGCAGCGUGUUGGAGACUUCUGUCACAGUAACGGCAUCAAGCUGGUGAUCGCUGACACACGGGGACUCUUCGGACAGCUCUUCUGUGACUUCGGGGAGGAGAUGCUGGUGAUCGAUACCAACGGAGAGCAGCCUCUCUCUGCUAUGAUCUCCAUGAUCACCAAGGACGCUUCAGGCGUGGUGACGUGUCUAGACGAGGCUCGCCACGGGUUUGAGAGCGGAGACUUCGUGACCUUCACCGAGGUCCAGGGCAUGACGGAGCUCAACGGCUGCCAGCCAGUAGAAAUCAAGACCCUGGGCCCCUACACCUUCAGUAUCUGUGACACCACAGGGUUCUCCGACUACGUCAGGGGGGGCAUCGUCUCGCAGGUCAAGAUGCCCCAGAAGGUGGCCUUCAAACCCCUGACCUCAUCCAUGGCAGAGCCAGAGUUUGUGCUGACAGACUUUGCUAAGUUUGAGCGACCAGGACAGCUUCACCUGGGCUUCCAGGCUCUACACAGCUACCAGAGGAAACACAGCAGGCUGCCCAAGCCCUGGUGCCAGGCUGAUGGAGAGGAGUUGGUGUCCCUGGCUAAAGAGGUGAACUCCGGCCAGACGGGGUCAGCCAAAGUGGACGAGCUGGAUGACAAGCUCAUUAAGAAACUGGCCUUCGUCUCCGCCGGCGACCUGGCACCAAUCAACGCUUUCAUUGGUGGACUGGCCGCACAGGAAGUUCUGAAGGCGUGUACAGGGAAGUUCAUGCCCGUAAUGCAGUGGCUGUAUUUUGAUGCGCUGGAGUGUCUGUCUGAGGAAGAGGGAGGAGCCAUGCUCACUGAGGAGGACUGUGCCCCUAGGAACAGUCGUUAUGACGGCCAGAUCGCUGUGUUUGGCUCCCAGCUGCAAGAGGAGUUGGCUAAACAACGUUACUUCCUGGUUGGGGCUGGCGCUAUUGGCUGUGAGCUGCUCAAGAACUUUGCCAUGAUUGGAUUGGCCAGCGGGGAGGGUGAGGUCAUCGUGACGGACAUGGACACCAUAGAGAAAUCCAACCUCAACAGACAGUUCCUCUUCAGGCCGUGGGACGUGACGAAGAUGAAGAGCGAGACGGCGGCGGCGGCGGUGAAGCAGAUGAACCCGUCCAUCCGGAUCACGGGGCACCAGAACCGCGUCGGGCCCGACACCGAGCGCGUCUACGAUGACGACUUCUUCGAGAGCCUCCACGGAGUCGCCAACGCUCUGGACAACGUCGACGCACGUAUGUAUAUGGACCGCCGGUGUGUCUACUACAGGAAGCCCCUGUUGGAGUCGGGGACUCUGGGUACCAAGGGAAACGUUCAGGUGGUCAUCCCCUUCCUGACAGAGUCAUACAGCUCCUCCCAGGACCCCCCGGAGAAGUCCAUCCCCAUCUGCACACUGAAGAACUUCCCCAACGCCAUCGAACACACCCUGCAGUGGGCCCGUGAUGAGUUUGAGGGUCUCUUUAAACAGCCGUCGGAGAAUGCCAUGCAGUACCUCACUGAUGCUAAGUUCCUGGAGAGGACCCUGAAGCUGCCUGGAGCCCAGCCUCUAGAGGUGUUGGAGGCCGUCUAUAAGAGCUUGGUGACGGACUGCCCUCACAGCUGGGCCGACUGUGUCAUCUGGGCUCGCCACCACUGGCAGUGUCAGUACAGCAACAACAUCUGUCAACUACUGCACAACUUCCCCCCAGAACAGCUGACCAGCUCCGGCGCCCCCUUCUGGUCCGGUCCAAAGAGAUGUCCUCACCCUCUAGAGUUCAGUACCAGCAACCACCUCCAUAUGGACUAUGUGAUGUCAGGAGCCAACUUGUUUGCCCAGUCGUACGGCAUGCAGGGCUCUACCGACCGUGUCGGCGUGGCUAAGAUCCUGGACAGCCUAUCGGUGCCCACCUUCGUCCCCAGGUCAGGGGUCAAGAUCCACGUCUCCGACCAGGAGCUGCAGAGCGCUAACGCCAACGUCGAUGACAACAGGCUGGAGGAACUGAAGACUCUGCUACCUGGACCUGAAGCUUCUUCUCAUUUUAAACUCACUGCCAUCGACUUUGAGAAGGAUGAUGACUCUAAUUUCCACAUGGACUUCAUCGUGGCGGCGUCCAACCUACGAGCAGAGAACUAUCACAUUCCCCCUGCCGACAGACACAAGAGUAAGCUGAUAGCUGGGAAGAUCAUUCCUGCGAUAGCGACCACCACAUCAGCGGUCGUAGGUCUGGUCUGUCUGGAGCUCAUCAAGAUCGUUCAGGGACACAAGAAGGUGGAGUCGUUUAAGAACGGCUUCAUGAACCUGGCUCUGCCGUUCUUCGGCUUCUCAGAACCCAUCUCUGCUCCCAGCCACAAGUACUAUGAGAUUGACUGGUCUCUGUGGGAUCGUUUUGAGGUGAAGGGUCUGCAGGCCAAUGGAGAGGAGAUGACUCUCCGACAGUUCCUGGACUACUUCAAGAAUGAGCAUCAGUUGGAGAUCACCAUGCUGUCUCAGGGAGUCUCGAUGCUCUACUCCUUCUUCAUGCCUGCAGCUAAACUCAAGGAGAGGCUGCUGUUACCGAUGACAGAGAUUGUGACCAAGGUUUCUAAGAAGAAGCUGGGGAAGCAUGUGAAAGCCCUGGUGUUUGAGCUGUGCUGCAACGACCUGACUGACGAAGAUGUGGAGGUUCCCUACGUCAGAUACACCAUCCGCUGAACCAACACACACACACACACACACCACCGGGGAAUCACUGAGGGAGGAGAGAAGGCUUUGUAUAAGUCACUUGGUUUAAAUGGUUAUUGGAGCACUGAUUGAUUGAGAGGAUGAGUCCAAAAUGGCACCCUAUUCCCUAUAUAGUACACGACUUUCGACCACUCAAAGUACUGUAUUGUAUAGCGUGUCAUUGGGGCUGGUGUUACCAGGCGCUGUGAUGUGUUGAGGGAUGAAGGAGUUUGUAUAUUGGACUUUUUAGACUUUCUGUGUAUCUGCUUAUUUUAAUGCUAUUAAGGGUUUAGUGUCUCUACCACUCUGGUUCCCUGUACCCUACCGCUCUGGUUCCCUGUACCCUACCGCUCUGGUUCCCUGUACCCUACCGCUCUGGUUCCCUGUACCCUACCGCUCUGGUUCCCUGUACCCUACCGCUCUGGUUCCCUGUUCCCUACCGCUCUGGUUCCCUGUACCCUACCGCUCUGGUUCCCUCUCCCUGUUCCCUACCGCUCUGGUUCCCUCUCCCUGUUCCCUACCGCUCUGGUUCCCUGUACCCUACCGCUCUGGUUCCCUGUACCCUACCGCUCUGGUUCCCUGUUCCCUACCGCUCUGGUUCCCUGUACCCUACCGCUCUGGUUCCCUGUACCCUACCGCUCUGGUUCCCUGUACCCUACCGCUCUGGUUCCCUGUUCCCUACCGCUCUGGUUCCCUGUACCCUACCGCUCUGGUUCCCUGUACCCUACCGCUCUGGUUCCCUGUACCCUACCGCUCUGGUUCCCUGUACCCUACCGCUCUGGUUCCCUGUACCCUACCGAUCUGGUUCCCUCUCCCUGUUCCCAACCGCUCUGGUUCCCUCUCCCUGUUCCCAACCGCUCUGGUUCCCUGUUCCCAACCGCUCUGGUUCCCUGUACCCUACCGCUCUGGUUCCCUCUCCCUGUUCCCUACCGCUCUGGUUCCCUGUUCCCUACCGCUCUGGUUCCCUGUUCCCUACCGCUCUGGUUCCCUGUACCCUACCGCUCUGGUUCCCUGUACCCUACCGCUCUGGUUCCCUGUACCCUACCGCUCUGGUUCCCUGUACCCUACCGCUCUGGUUCCCUGUACCCUACCGCUCUGGUUCCCUGUACCCUACCGCUCUGGUUCCCUGUACCCUACCGCUCUGGUUCCCUCUCCCUGUUCCCAACCGCUCUGGUUCCCUGUACCCUACCGCUCUGGUUCCCUGUUCCCUACCGCUCUGGUUCCCUGUUCCCUACCGCUCUGGUUCCCUGUACCCUACCGCUCUGGUUCCCUCUCCCUGUUCCCUACCGCUCUGGCUCCCUCUCCCUGUACCCUACCGCUCUGGUUCCCUGUACCCUACCGCUCUGGUUCCCUGUUCCCUACCGCUCUGGUUCCCUGUUCCCUACCGCUCUGGUUCCCUGUUCCCUACCGCUCUGGUUCCCUGUACCCUACCGCUCUGGUUCCCUCUCCCUGUUCCCAACCGCUCUGGUUCCCUGUUCCCAACCGCUCUGGUUCCCUGUACCCUACCGCUCUGGUUCCCUCUCCCUGUUCCCUACCGCUCUGGUUCCCUGUUCCCUACCGCUUUGGUUCCCUGUACCCUACCGCUCUGGUUCCCUCUCCCUGUUCCCAACCGCUCUGGUUCCCUGUUCCCAACCGCUCUGGUUCCCUGUUCCCAACCGCUCUGGUUCCCUGUUCCCUACCGCUCUGGUUCCCUGUACCCUACCGCUCUGGUUCCCUGUACCCUACCGCUCUGGUUCCCUGUACCCUACCGCUCUGGUUCCCUGUACCCUACCGCUCUGGUUCCCUGUACCCUACCACUCUCUCUCUUCUCCCCUGUUGCUUUUUGCAUUUUAAAACAAGUCAUGACAUGACUUGCCCCCCCAGGGUUGGUCCUAUAACAGGUCUAUGUGACUACUGCCUUCUAUCGGGCUUUGAGGGAAAGGGGUCACAUCACUUGAGCUUCUUUUUCCAUUUGUUUCCUGUUUCCUUUCGGGAUGGACUAGUCUGCAACUUUUAGGAUCAUCAGCGCUGUUUCCUGAUUUGUUUGUGAACUCCAGUGACCCAUGAGAGUGUUGGCAGAGUGGGAGGUGUAGUAGUUCUGGUAUAGUUGUCAUGGGAGCACUUUGUGAUGAGUAGUGAUGAAUAAAGAUGUAAAAACCUG